AUGGCUGCCAUUAACACAAACCUCCCCCAACAGUCCGAACCCUCCUCAGACAAGCAGAAGCCAAACCAUGCCUCGAGCCCUUCGGUCGCUUCCAAGCCAGAGCUGAAUGGUUUGGAUACUAUCGAUUAUCCCCACUACAAGGACUUGCAGAAGAGCUUGCGCAAUGCUGUGAAGAAGCUGAACGCGACCGCCAAAGUUGACGCCAUCAUUGCCGAAAACCCUGGAAAGUCGUUGGACGAUCUCGUCGCGGAGAAGAAGAUCAACGUCGAUCAGAAGGCUCAGGCAUUGAAGAAGCCUUCUCUUCAAGCCAGUAUUGCUCAGAUCGAGGAGCAAAUUGCCCACUUCAAGAACUUUGCCGUUCAUUACGAGGAGCGGUUGGCCAGCCAGAAGGCUGCUUUGGAGAAGGCUCACAAGGAGCAACUCGAGGCUCUUCAGGAGCAGGCCACCGCCGCUGCCACCGCCGCCGCCACCAAUGCCGGCGAACAGGUGCUUAGGCAGAGGCUGCUUAACUUGAGCAAGUUCCUGUGCGCUGCCGCGACCGUGAGACGAUCUGGAGAUGAGUCCUCGAGUGAAAGCCGUGCAUUUGAAGGCGUCCUUUAUCAAGUCUAUGGCGGUACUCAAGAUGCCGUCACCUCUAUGCUCAAAAUCAUCGAUGGGGUGGACGAGAAGGUGGUUGGUGUUGACGGCACCACCCUGGAGGUUACUUAUGAAAGGGUAAAGCAGGUCUCCGCCGAGCUUGCUCCCUCGUCCGACAACGCCACCCCCGAGGCCGCUCCUGCAUCGGACCCCUCUGUGGCCAAUGCGGCCUACACGGAACUACAGGAUUCCUCUUACAACACCGACGCAACUGUCGCGAACGAGUCCACUCCCGCCACUGAGCCCGAGCCUGAGCAGAUCACCCCGCCUGCUCAGACCCUAGUUGGGGACGGUGCCAACGCCGUUGCAGAGGCCGGCUGGGAUGCAAAUGCUUCUGGUGUGUCCUCGGCCAACACUGAAGGUUGGGUUGAGGUCCCACGCGACCCCGCUGAGACCGAAACCGGCCUUGAGGCGACUCCUGCCGCAGUAGAAGCGGAGGCGAAGAGUGCCCCGGCUGCUGGUGAACAGACCGCCGAGAAUGUUACGGUGCCUAAGCCCGACGGCUUCGAGCCCGUCGUGCACCACCAGAGGCAGCCUAGUGGCCGGGGACGGGGCCGUGGCGGACAUGGCCGCGGCCGGGGUGAUGGAUUCCGGGGCCGCGGACGCGGCGAAUUCCGAGGCCACGGUCGUGGUCGCGGCCGUGGUGGCCGGGGCCGCGGCGGAGCCAACGCCAAUGGCAAUGGCAAUGGCGCUCCCAGUGCCGCCCCUGCUGGAAACCAGUGA
Aspergillus ibericus CBS 121593 is the source of this 1359-nucleotide messenger RNA. RefSeq lists its product as uncharacterized. NCBI's taxonomy places the organism in Eukaryota, Fungi, Ascomycota, Eurotiomycetes, Eurotiales, Aspergillaceae. Bases 1 to 1359 code for a protein of 452 amino acids. The transcript has 4 exons. The record is from RefSeq and is a predicted model, not a curated record.